Molecule: messenger RNA, 1761 nt
Organism: Triticum turgidum subsp. durum (durum wheat)
Lineage: Eukaryota; Viridiplantae; Streptophyta; Magnoliopsida; Poales; Poaceae
Source: the annotation of a GenBank genome assembly
AUGGGGAACAGCUGCGUCGGCGCCGGCCCCAACGGCGCCGGCCGCAGCGGCUUCCUCGCCUCCGUCGCCAUAUGGCGCGCGAAGCCCGCCGAGCCGGCGCCGGCCCCCGACACCUCCCCGGCGUCCACCUCCGAGCAGAAGGCGCCCGAGCCCGUCACUAUCCCGCCCGACGAGCACUCCUCCUCGCACGGCGGCGUGCGCUCCUCCGACCCGCCGCCCCCCAAGCGCGCCGAGACGCAGCGGCAGAUGUCGAUGGCCCCCACGGCGAAGAAGCCCGUGCCCAAGGUCAAGCGCGUCCAGAGCGCCGGCCUCCAGGCCGACUCCGUCCUCAAGCGCGACGUCAACACCGCCAAACUCAAGGACCUCUACACCAUCGGCAAGAAGCUGGGGCAGGGCCAGUUCGGCACCACCUACCUCUGCGUCGAGAAGGCCACGGGGAAGGAGUACGCCUGCAAGUCCAUCGCCAAGCGGAAGCUGCUCACCGAUGAGGACGUCGAGGACGUGCGCCGCGAGAUCCAGAUCAUGCACCACCUGGCCGGCCACAGCAGCGUCGUCUCCAUCGUCGGCGCCUACGAGGACGCCGUCGCCGUGCAGCUUGUCAUGGAGCUCUGCGCCGGCGGCGAGCUGUUCGACAGAAUCAUCCAGAGGGGGCACUACUCCGAGAAGGCCGCGGCGCAGCUCACCAGGGUGAUCGUCGGCGUCAUCGAGGCGUGCCACUCGCUCGGCGUCAUGCACAGGGAUCUCAAGCCCGAGAAUUUCUUGUUCAUCAAUAAUCAGGAGGACUCGCCGCUCAAGGCCAUUGAUUUCGGGCUCUCCAUCUUCUUCACACCAGGUCAGAUGUUUACAGAUGUAGUUGGAAGUCCAUACUAUGUUGCACCUGAGGUUCUUCUAAAGAACUAUGGGCGUGAAGUUGACGUCUGGAGUGCUGGUGUAAUAAUCUAUAUCUUGUUGAGUGGGGUUCCUCCAUUCUGGGACGAAAGUGAACAAGGGAUAUUUGAACAAGUUUUGAAAGGUGAGCUGGACUUUACAACUGAUCCCUGGCCUAGUAUCUCAGAGAGUGCGAAGGAUUUGGUCAGGAAAAUGCUUAAUCGUGAUCCAAAGAAGAGAUUGACUGCCCACGAAGCGCUAUGUCACCCUUGGGUUUGUGUUGAUGGAGUUGCUCCUGAUAAACCUCUUGAUUCUGCUGUCCUAAGUCGGUUAAAACAAUUUUCUGCAAUGAAUAAACUUAAGAAAAUGGCCCUUAGGGUUAUUGCCGAGAGUUUGUCUGAAGAAGAGAUUGCAGGAUUGAAAGAAAUGUUUAAAAUGCUAGACAGUGAUAACAGCGGUCAUAUCACAUUGGAUGAGCUAAAAACUGGCUUGCGGCGAGUUGGUGCUACUCUGAUGGACUCAGAAAUUGAUGCUUUAAUGGAAGCAGCCGAUAUAGAUAAUAGUGGUACCAUUGAUUAUGGGGAGUUCAUUGCUGCAACUAUGCAUAUGAACAAAGUUGAGAAGGAGGAUAAGCUCUUUGCAGCCUUCCAAUACUUUGAUAAAGACGGCAGUGGUUACAUUACUCAAGAUGAGCUCCAAAAGGCAUGUGAGGAGUUUGGUAUUGGAGACACCCGUAUUGAAGAUAUUAUCGGAGAUGUCGAUAAGGACAAUGAUGGAAAGAUCGACUACAAUGAGUUUGUCGAAAUGAUGCAGAAAGGAAAUAAUCCACUGGGUAGAAAAGGACAGCAAAGCAAUGUGAACUUUGGUCUUGGAGAUGCACUGAAGCUUCGGUAA